Molecule: messenger RNA, 1212 nt
Organism: Sclerotinia sclerotiorum 1980 UF-70
Lineage: Eukaryota; Fungi; Ascomycota; Leotiomycetes; Helotiales; Sclerotiniaceae
Exons: 2
Coding region: 1-1212 (403 amino acids)
Biological process (GO): carbohydrate transport; transmembrane transport
Cellular component (GO): membrane
Molecular function (GO): carbohydrate:proton symporter activity
Source: RefSeq, a predicted model, not a curated record
AUGUCGCCCAAAUGGAUUCGAGGAACUCUGGUAUGCGCAUAUCAACUCGCCAUCACUUGUGGAAUUCUUCUCGCGGCUGUCGUCAACAUAUUUACGGAAAGUAUUGAUGGACCGAAUGCUUUUCGAGUCCCUUUUUCAAUACAAUUCGUUUGGGCAGGCAUCCUCUUCCUUGGCCUUGCUUUGUUACCAGAAACACCUCGAUAUCUCAUUAAACGUGGUCAACAUCAGGCUGCUGCAUCGUCACUAAGUCGUCUUCGUCGCCUUGACAUAACACACCCUGCCCUGGUAGAAGAAUUGGCCGAGAUUGAAGCAAAUCAUGAAUAUGAGUUGAGCUUAGAACUUUAUCUUCUACUAGUGAGUAUCAUUAUUGUUACUCUUUUGUUACAUCUUUCACUUCCGUUAAAAUAUGCAGUGACUGAUCUAGCUCUUUAUAGUGGCACAACUUUCUUCAAGAAUGUCGGAAUUUCGUCACCUUACGUCAUUCAACUUAUCUCCAACAUAGUAAACACCGUCUCAACUCUUCCCGGUAUGAUUUUAGUUGAAUCAUUAGGUCGACGUCGUCUCCUCAUGGUAGGUUCAGCAGGAAUGGCAAUUUCUCAUUUCUUGAUUGCCGCUGUUGGUACUGCAGCACAAGAAGAGGCGAGAGCUGUGAACAUAGUAAUCAUCAUAUUCGUCUGCUUCUUCAUCUUUUUUUUCGCUUCAUCCUGGGGACCAGUCGUUUGGGUCGUCACAUCAGAAAUCUUCCCAUUAAAGGUUCGAGCAAAGUCAAUGUCAAUCUCCACGGCUUCGAAUUGGCUCCUUAAUUUCGCCAUCGCUUAUAGCGUUCCAUAUAUGACAAGCAGCGGACCCGGUUAUGCAAAUCUUCAAGCAAAGAUAUUUUUCCUUUGGGCUUGCUUUUGUGUAAUUGCCUUUAUAUUCGUUUGGGGAAUGGUUUAUGAAACGAGCAAGAUCAGUCUUGAGCAGAUUGAUGAGUUAUAUGAACGAGUUGAGCAUGCUUGGAAUAGUAAUAACUUUGAACCAAGUUGGAGUUUCCAAGAGAUGAGGGAUGAAGGUGCAUCUGCAAGUGGAAUUCAAUUACAACUACAACUCGCUACUCAAGAAGAACCGAGAAGACGAACGGGUACAAGUGCAAGUGCAACGGGAAGUGAGGGUACUAUGUCAGAGGAAGAUAAAAUCAUUGCAGGAUUAGGAGAUGUUGAUUUAAGUUAUUAA